Linum tenue is the source of this 2290-nucleotide messenger RNA. NCBI's taxonomy places the organism in Eukaryota, Viridiplantae, Streptophyta, Magnoliopsida, Malpighiales, Linaceae. The record is from the annotation of a GenBank genome assembly.
CGGAUGCCGAUUUCCCACCCACCAAAUUCCCCAAUUCCGCCGCUCCCUCCCAAUCACCUUCUUUUCUCUUCUUCUUUCUUUCCCGUCGUUCAUUCCCUGUAAAGCAGUGAGGAAAAGAGGGGAGAAAAAACCCAUCAAAAAGUUCCCACCUUUUUCUCCAGCAGCAUUUUGAAACCCCCGCAAAACGACGAACCAAUCCCUCCCCUGCUUGCUCAGAAAAGCGCGUGAAAAUGGUGAUCCACUAGUUGAGUACAAACCAUCCAUCAUCGUCACCACCUCCCCCACCCUAUUGCUGUUUGCUUGAGCUUAGCGCUGCUAUUAUUAGGAGACUACUGCUAUCAUUCGGUUUCUUCUGACACUCUCUGCAAGAAGAAACCAACCGUAUUUCGAGAAAUUAGCUCUGGCAGUGGCUGUAUUCUUGUCUCUUUCUUCUCCCCUCUUAUAUUCAGUGACCGAAUCACCCGCAAAGUUGAAUACUAGUACUACCCUUUUGAUUUGGGAAACGAUUGGGUGGCGAUUUGCUGCAGGGGGUUUGCUCUUUUCCCCACUCUUCCUUUUUGCUUGUUUUGUAUCGGUAGCGUGACCUUUCGCGGCUGUUUUGGCUUCUUGAGUUGAGCAAAUUAUUCUCUGUUUCUUGACUCGAAAUGGAUCUCUGCCGACGAUGGUGAUGAUGGUGUCUGAUUUUGAAAUUUGAAGUGGCUGCUACAAGUUAAGGCUCGUUUUUGGUACUGCCGAGAUUGAUUGCAGAAGAAUCAGUACAAAGUACUCUGUUUUCUUCUUACUGGGUUCUCUGUUUGCUUGCCCGGAAAAAUAAAGUUUGGGAGCAAGGAGAUUUUGAUUCAUUCGGUAUCCUGUUUGUCAUUCCCUUUGUUCCAUCUCCUCUGCAAUAAAGAAGAAUUUUUCGCAUCUUUUCCCUGUUCUGGUCCAAUGUCGCUACUAAUCCGAGCUCACGCCCUCCAUUCAACCCCGAAAAUGGGGAAAACCAGCCCGCCGAACCGAGACUGGACGCAGAUCUAUGCAAUCUACGGAAUGGAUCAAUGGCACACUCUGCUCUUUCUCUUGUUCCACGCCUUCCUCUUCUCCUUGUUAUCCCUCCUCUUCCUCCUCUACUUUGACCCCUUCUGCAGCUUCCUGGAACAAACUUUCCCUCUCUUCUUCGCCGCCGGCGGCGGCGCCGCCCGCUUCGCCGCAGGAUUCACCGGCUGCGUGGCCGCCCUCUCCUCCGUCUGCCUCUUCAUCGCCGCCGGCAACUUCUUCUACAGCUCGGUCGCAUUACAGCACGAGAUGGCGCAGAGGAUCGUCGGCCACGUCAGCGACUGGUCGUCGGUCAAGCUAGCCCUCGACGUCGGUUGCGGCCGCGGGAUUCUGCUCAACUCCGUGGCGACCCAGCUGAAGAAAACCGGCAGCUCUGGCCGGGUCGUUGGGUUGGACCGGUCCAAACGGACCACCCUCUCCACCCUCCGUACCGCCAACAUGGAAGGUGUGGGGGAAUACGUGACGUGUCGGGAAGGAGACGUGAGGAGCCUGCCGUUUGGGGACAACUGCUUCGACGUGGUGGUCUCGGCGGUGUUCCUCCACACGGUGGGGAAGGAGUACGGUCACCGAACGGUGGAGGCGGCGGCGGAGCGGAUGCGGGUCCUAGGGGAGAUGGGUCGGGUAUUGAAACCGGGUGGGACGGGGGUGGUGUGGGACCUACAUCACGUGCCCGAGUACGUGAGGCGGCUGCAGGAGCUGAGGAUGGAGGAUAUUCGGGUCUCGGAGCGGGUCACGGCGUUCAUGGUCAGUAGCCACAUCGUUUCGUUCAGGAAGCCGAGUCAGCAACACGUGGCGGGCUUGGGUGAGGUCCGACUCGACUGGAGAUUUUUCAAUUAAUUAAUGUUUAAGGUAUUAUUAUUUAUAAUCAAAAUUUGUGUUUAAAUUCUACUAAUUAGCAGCUGUUAUUAGUCAACGGUAGUAGACUAAGUGAAUAUUAAUACGUUAAAAAGGGUAAGAGGAACUAGAUCUGGGGAGACGAAGCCGAUCCAGAUGCUUGUGUUUAAGAAGAUUAGAUAUCACUAUACGUUAUCUAAUGUAUUGAUGAUUAUCAAUGAAAGAGAGCAUUGAUGAUUGAUUAAAUGUGUUAAUCUUGAUUAAUAUGUUUAAUGUAUGCAUUUUUCUGGUGGUGGGUGUUAUUCAAUAUUGUAGCCUACGUUGAGGAAUCUAUGCUUAGCUUUGAAGAUGGUAGGUGUAGGUCUUGAUGGCAUACCUUGUUAGAUUUGAUUGAUUUGGAAUUUGAUGUAAUAUAAGAGUG